This is a messenger RNA of Oncorhynchus tshawytscha (Chinook salmon), 1333 nucleotides long. Its product is annotated as syntaxin-7. The coding region runs from base 187 to 975 and encodes 262 amino acids. Gene Ontology annotation, cellular component: SNARE complex; endomembrane system; synaptic vesicle. The record is from RefSeq and is a predicted model, not a curated record. Gene Ontology annotation, biological process: vesicle-mediated transport; vesicle fusion; intracellular protein transport. Lineage: Eukaryota; Metazoa; Chordata; Actinopteri; Salmoniformes; Salmonidae. The transcript is spliced from 10 exons. Gene Ontology annotation, molecular function: SNAP receptor activity; SNARE binding.
AUUUUGGGCGAAGUAAAUCCUCUCACUUCACCUCUUGCACUAUGAUUUGAUCUUUGCUGUAAAGCGGCUUAGAGUGGAUCAUGUGACUAGAAAAACAUGACACACCGAUCAGGAAGCAGUGUAGGCCGAGCAGACUGUCAAGACAGAACUCAUUAAGGUCUUGGGGAGACUCCCAAUGUGUCAACAAUGGCCUACCAGUACGGAAAAGUGCAGGACCCAAAUGUGCUUACUCAGACGAUAAUCUCCAACAUCCAAAAGAUCGCACAACAAACAUCUGAAAUACAGAGUAUUGUGGAUAAGUUGGGAACCCCACAAGACACAACUGAGCUCAGACAGCAGCUGCAGCAGAAACAGCAGAAUGUCAACCACCUUGCCAAAGAAACCGACCGAAGUGUGAAGCAAUUUGGCUCUUUGCCUGUCACAACUGAACAGCGCCAGAGAAAGAUCCAGAAAGACCGAUUUAUCAAUGACUUCUCCAAUGCACUGGCCAAUUUCCAAAAGGCACAGAGGCAGGCUGCUCAGAAAGAGAAGGCGUUUGUUGCCAGAGUCCGUGCCGAGUCCAGAGUGUCGGGUGGCUAUCCUGACGACAGCUUUGGAGGAAAUGGAAACGUCUUUGAAAGUGGGGGGCAGGCCCAGGUCCAGUCACAGUCCCAGGAGGUGGCCAUCACUGAAGAAGACCUGCAGCUCAUCCAGGAGAGAGAGACUUCCAUCAGACAGUUAGAGUCUGAUAUUACAGAUAUAAAUGAAAUAUUUAAGGACUUGGGAAUGAUGGUCCAUGAGCAAGGGGAUGUGAUCGACAGUAUAGAGGCCAAUGUCGAAACUGCUGACCUUCAUGUUCAGAAUGCCACCCAGCAGUUAGCACAGGCUGCAGACUAUCAGCGCAAAUCUAGGAAGAAGAUCUGCAUUCUCAUUGUCGUUCUGGCGGUUCUUGCUGUUGUCAUUGGUUUAAUCAUCUGGGCAUCAGUCAAAGGAUGAUGAUGCUUUUCAUAUACUCUUUGGUCCUGGCAUUUUAUUGAUUAUUUAGGACUAAGUUUGAGUUACAAAUCUCAUGGCCAUAAUACUAAGAAGAAUACACACAGCAUAGACCUGGAAUAGGCUUGUGUGAUACAGUACCUGCUAAUUAUUAUGGACCGUAGCCUAGUGUAUGCACCAGAGGCCAAGAAUUGUGCAAUGCUAAGUAAUAUCUUGCAUCACUUUUGCUGUCAAGUUCCUCAGUGCUGGCUUAUUUUUCUCUUCAAGCCUUUAUUUUCUAUGAAGCAAUUUAUGCAUUUUUAUUUAAUCUCACAAAGAUUCUCACUGUAUAAAUAAAUAUGUACAGUGCCUUCAGAAAGUA